This is a messenger RNA of Anopheles merus, 3831 nucleotides long. RefSeq names its product alpha-(1,6)-fucosyltransferase (gene FucT6). The transcript has 3 exons. The coding region runs from base 1237 to 2997 and encodes 586 amino acids. Gene Ontology annotation, cellular component: Golgi cisterna membrane. The record is from RefSeq and is a predicted model, not a curated record. Gene Ontology annotation, biological process: protein N-linked glycosylation. Gene Ontology annotation, molecular function: glycoprotein 6-alpha-L-fucosyltransferase activity; protein binding. Lineage: Eukaryota; Metazoa; Arthropoda; Insecta; Diptera; Culicidae.
UCGGUCGACCGAAAAAAGGAACGUUACAAUGCGUUAUAUUUCAUCCGUUAUUUUUUUCGUUACGGUGGGUUUUCGGUGUGUCUGGCAGCGGCUUUACGGUGCUGAUCUUUGAAUUGGUAAGCAUAUCAGAAAUUGGUAGAUAAAUUUGUAUUUCUGGUCACUCUGCGUGGCGGUUCGCUACGGUACGUCAAACGCUGUCCGUGCAUCCGAACCUGGAGAACAAUUGUGCGUGUGUGUUGCUGGGUGUUUCGCUGGAGACUUUGCUGAAAGGUUUUGGGGCAGCAUAAGAUUGCUCCGUUUACGCACAAACAAACAAUUUGCUUGAUUGGAAGCGAACAAAGCAAAGCAUCAUCGAUUUUGUUCGUAUACAGGCGGUCUGCACGGCUGCUGUACCGCCGCUGCUGGUUUACCAAAACAACACCAACGAGUGCUGAGCGCUGUGCAGGUGUGGGUGUGCGUGGGAAGUGGGCGGCCUAUCUACCACCUGCCAGCCUUCCGUGUGCAAAACAAAUGGUGUCGGACGGCAAUUUAUUUGCGUGACAAAAGUGUGCUCCAGCAUCAGGAUCCGGUCAGGCAUCAAUGAAUUAAAGCGCAUCUCCGGCAUCCGGUGUCGGUCGGUGUUCGGUUUAUUUUGUGGGGGAGAGCAGCUGCCCCAGUGUUCAUCGUGCCGUGAAACAGAGGGAAGGUAGGGGCACUGUGGAGAAGAGCAGGCGUAUGCAUAAGUGGUGCGAAUGUGGUGGGAACGAGAUUAGCAGCAGCAGAACCAUUUGAAAGUGUCGCUCACCCGCAACGCGUCGAUUGUGUGUGUUUUGCUUCGAAGCUAAUUAUGCUGCUCACCCUCAAUUCAGUGCGGAAAACAAGUUUGUCGGGUAGAUUUGGGUUUUCCGACUCGCAGACCUAGUCUGGCACUGGUUCGAAAAAGUGGGUUGAAUACCACGGUGGUUGGGGUCUAUAGGCGAUAGACGAAGAGAGAGAGAGAGAGAGAGAGAGAGAGAGAGAAAAAGAAUAGAACAACUAACACCAAUGCUCCACGUCACCAUCGAUUGAUUAGAAGUGGAUUAUCGCUUGUAGCACAGCCGUGCGCUCUCAGGUCGAGCCGCAGGCCGAGACAAAUCGAGGCAGGCAGUGCAGCAAAGAUCAAAUGUGCUCGAUCGCAAGUAAAACAUAGAAACGCGUCGUAACCAGUUCGCAACAGAAACGAGCUACACUCCCUCCACUCCCAAACACAGCGCAACCAUGAUCGUCCGGCAACUGAUGGGCCUGAAUCCGUGGGCCCGCGUGCUCGUCCCGUUCCUGUUCGUGUGGGUGCUGUUUGUGUUGAUAUUCUACUCGAAGCUGAACACGUCCGCCGCGUCCAGCAGCUCCUCCGACGGCGGGGACGAUUCGCUCAAGCGGCUCGAACGUGCCGUCCAGCAGCUGGAACGCUCCAAGCAGGUCGACCAAGAGCUGCGCCUGCUGGUAGACGAAUAUCUGGCCGAUGCCGGCACGUCGGCCGACCGGAAGCAGCACUUUAUCGACGAGCUGGGCAGCAAGCUGGAGCAGGACGCGGCCGGCAGCGCGGGAUGGUUUGCGGUUGGCCGGCCCCGUAACGGACCGUCGCUCGAGUACGAACGGCUGCGGCGGCGCGUCGAAACAAACACCCAGGAACUGUGGAACUUCCUGCAGUCCGAGGUGACGAAGGUGCAGAAGCAGGCGCUACGAUCCGAGCCGGAACUGGCGAAACCGCUGAAUGCAUUCCUGUCGCUCGCCGCCGACCACAAACGCUCGCUGCUGACCGAUAUCGAGCGAAUGCGGGCGGCCGACGGGUACGAAGCGUGGCGCCACCGGGAAGCGGCCGACCUGAGCGAGCUGGUGCAGAAGCGGCUGACACGUCUCCAGAACCCGGAAAACUGCUCAACGGCAAGAAAGCUGCUGUGUCGGUUAAACAAGGGCUGCGGGUACGGGUGCCAGCUGCAUCACGUCGUGUACUGCUUCAUUAUGGCGUACGCGACCGAGCGCACGCUGAUCCUGAAGUCGAAGGGCUGGCGGUACCACAAGGCGGGCUGGGAGGAGGUGUUUCAGCCCAUCUCGGACACGUGCCUGGACUCGAACGGUGCGUCUCACGCGAGCUGGCCGGGUCAGGCGAACACGCAGGUGCUAACGCUGCCGAUCAUUGAUUCGCUGAACCCGCGCCCACCCUAUCUGCCGCUGGCGAUACCGGCCGAUCUGGCACCGCGGCUGAUGAAGCUGCACGGCGAUCCGAUCGUGUGGUGGAUCGGCCAGUUUCUCAAGUACCUGCUGAAGCCGACCGGCGAGACGCAACAGAUGCUGGAAAAUGGCAUCGAACGGCUUGGGUUCAAAAAACCAAUCGUUGGCGUGCACGUACGGCGGACGGAUAAAGUAGGCACGGAAGCGGCCUUCCACGGUAUCGAGGAGUACAUGACGGCGGUCGACGACUACUACGACCAGCUGGAGCUGACAGAAAAGGUCGACAAACGGCGCGUGUUCGUAGCAAGCGACGACCCGAAGGUGAUUGAGGAAACGAAAACCAAAUACCCUCAAUACGAGGUCAUCGGCGAUCCGAACGUGGCCAAGAUGGCAGCCGUUUCGACGCGGUACACCGAUUCGUCGCUGAAUGGCAUCAUACUGGAUAUACAUCUGCUGUCGCUCAGCGAUUAUCUCGUGUGCACGUUCAGCUCGCAGGUGUGCCGGGUGGCGUACGAAAUCAUGCAAAGCAUGUACCCGGACGCAUCCGGUCGGUUCCGGUCGCUGGACGACAUCUACUACUACGGCGGGCAGAACUCGCACAACCGCGAGGUGGUGCUGCCGCACGAGCCGAAAAAUCACGACGAGAUUCAGAUACGGCCGGGCGAUCUGGUCGGCGUUGCCGGCAACCACUGGAACGGCUACUCGAAGGGCAAGAACCUGCGCACCAAUCAGGUGGGCCUGUUUCCGUCGUUCAAGGUGAACGAUAAGAUCGAAAUCGUGGAGCUACCCAAGUAUCCGUACGUGAAGUAGUCCCCUAGACCGGGCGAUGGGCGCCUUCUGCUAGUGAGAGAAUUGUAACGUAUGGAUCCUAUUUUGCGUUUGUAUGAUUGAAAGUUCAAACCGUGUGUAUGGCAGGUAUGCGAGGGAGUGAUACGAGACGAUGCGUAUCAUACGAGUGCAACCGUAUUGUACGAAUGAUGCUUUUGUUGUUUGUGUGUGUGUGGGAGAGAGAGCGAGAGUGUGAUACUGAGACUAUUACUUUUGUAGACCAAUUGCCAGUUAUUUACCGUACAUCCCCAUCCUAUUUUAUUUGAUUUUAGUACGCGAUUUAAAGUUAGUAUGUUAAUUACCAGCCAGGAACGGGCAGGCAUCUGGCACAGUAUAUGAUUUAAAUUCCAUUUAAAUAUGAACAGUUGCCCGGAAGAACAAAACCGAUCAGACACGUGUGAAACAACAGGAACAAACGUACUUGAUAUUAAUAUAACAAGAAUUACCAUCAUCCCCCUUUGCUCAUUGUAUGCCACCGCGUGUAUCGAAUACGCUUUCGCAAAGCAUCAGGCUGCUGUUAGUAGUAUAAUAAUAAUAAUAAUGCACACAGAUAUUGGAAAUUACGGAAGCAGUGUGAUGGAUGAAAAUCGAACAAAAUUACAAUUGAUCGCCGAUCGCUAUAUGCAAGGUAUAUAGGACAAAAACAAAAAGCAAAGCGAGCUAGACAAAAUUUGCGUACAGAUAGUUUUCUUAUACAGCUAAGUUUAGGACAGUUGUAGGGAAUCCGCAGCGAAUCCAUUAAAAAACUAGUAAAUUAAAGUGAGUGUGUGCCUGCGGCUGGUGGAACAAGAAUCGUGAGCGGAUAGUUGAACUGUA